GUGCGGCGUAGUCGUCGAUGUACUUAGGAUUCGGUCAACGUACACCAUUUCGGGAAUUCGUGUAGGUAAGCGAUUGGUGACUUCAAUUCGAUUAAGCCCAAUUUCUCGUAUCGAAAGCGCAACAGUAUAAAAGGCAUCUUGCAUCCUCAUCGAUGCAAGUCAAUUCCUUACCAGGCAAGUUUCGUUUGUUGCCAAAACUUUCCUUAAAAGAGGUUGGUCCGAUUGGCCGUGGUCUUAUGGGAUCAACAUGGCGCAAAGACCCCAUCCCUACUGAAGAUGCUAUCAAAGUCCUCAAGGCGGCGCUUGAUAGCGGCGUGAACCUGUGGAAUGGCGCGGAUUUCUACGGCCCACCGGAGGCGAACAGUCUCAUUUUGCUCGAGAAAUACUUCACUAAGCAUCCCGAAGAUGCCAAUAAGGUUGUGCUAAGCAUCAAAGGUGCAUCUGGAGCCGGGACCUCACCUAAUGGCACCCCAGAAGGUGUGCGCAAGGCUCUUAAUGCCGCCAUUGCUCAGCUAAAAGGCCAUAACAAGAUUGACCUCUUAAAGCCUGGACGGAUCGACCCGAAUACUCCUCUUGAUGUGACAUUCAAAGUGUACGAGGAGUAUGUGCAGAGCGGGAAGAUUGGCGGGGUUAGAUUGUUGGAGGUCAAAGCGACGACCAUCAAAGCUAUCUCCAAGAUCACUCAGAUCACUUAUGUUAAGGUUGAGCUGUCCUUAUAUGUGCAUCACUUCCUCUGA
Messenger RNA from Paraphaeosphaeria sporulosa, 737 nucleotides. RefSeq names its product Aldo/keto reductase. Bases 153 to 737 code for a protein of 194 amino acids. The transcript has 2 exons. Gene Ontology annotation, cellular component: cytoplasm. NCBI's taxonomy places the organism in Eukaryota, Fungi, Ascomycota, Dothideomycetes, Pleosporales, Didymosphaeriaceae. The record is from RefSeq and is a predicted model, not a curated record.